AUGGAGGAUUCCCUCCCAUUCUCACUAACAUUGAUCAUCAGCUUGCUUGUCGCUCUAGUCUGCAUCUUUAUUUACUACUUCAGGAGAUGGCUUACAGAUGACUCUAGGGCCUCUAGUGCUCCUCAAGCAAGCGGGGCAUUGCCUAUUGUUGGCCAUCUUCAUCUUUUUGGCAGGGAUCAACUGUUUCAUGAAACACUAGCUGCCAUGGCUGACAAGUAUGGACCUGCUUUUACCAUAAAGAUGGGUUCAUGCAAGGUCCUCAUAUUGAGCAGUUGGGAAAUGGCCAAAGAGUGUUUCACUGUACAUGACAGAGUAUUUUCCGGCAGACCUAUCGUUACUGCUUCAAAGCUUCUAGGCUAUGACUGUGCGAUGUUUGGAUUUGCACCUUACGGCCCUUACUGGCGUGAGUUGAGAAAGAUAGCAACAAUUGAGCUUCUAUCAAACCAUAGGCUUGAGAAAUUAAAACAUAUGAGAACUACUGAGGUGGAGAUUGCAGUAAAAGAGUUGUACAACUUAUGGUCAAGCAAAGGAUGCCCUGAAAAUGGGGUUUUCGUGGAUAUGAAGCAAUGGUUUGGAAAUUUGUGUUUAAAUGUUCUUCUAAGAAUGGUGGCAGGUAAGAGAUACUUUGGAGCAAACUCUGAGGAUGGUGAGGCACAGUACUGCCAGAAAGUGAUUAGGGAUUUAAUACAUCUAUUUGGGGAUCCUGUGGUAUCUGAUGCAGUCCCAUUGCUCAAGUGGUGGGAUAUGAAUGGUGUUAAAAAGAAAAUGAAGAAGACGGCUAAGGCAUUGGACCAACUCAUUGGCGGGUGGUUGGAGGAACACAAACAGAGAAGACUAUUAGGCGAGCAGGCACGGGAAGAACAAGACUUCAUGGAUGUGAUGCUGAGGAUCCUACAGGAAAACCCAAUUCCUUUUUUUGACUCUGAUACUAUUAUCAAGGCUACUAGCUUGAAUAUGAUAGCAGGAGCUGACUCCAUAAUGGUGGCAAUAACAUGGGCUUUAUGUCUGAUACUUAACAAUCCAAGAGUGAUGAAGAAGGCUCAAGAUGAACUAGACAUCCAAAUAGGGAGAGAAAUCCUAGUGAAAGAAUCUGACAUUAAGAAUUUACCCUAUCUACAAGCCACUGUAAAAGAAUGCUUACGUCUCUAUCCUGCCAGUACACUCAUUAAUUUUCUUGAGGCAAUAGAGGAUUGCACGCUGUCCUCUGGUCAUCACGUUCCUGCAGGCACACAGUUGAUGGUGAACAUAUGGAAAAUACACCGUGACGAGCAUGUUUGGCCAGAUCCUCAUAGCUUCAAACCCGAAAGAUUCUUAUCUAGUCAUAAGGAUAUUGAUGUGAGGGGCCAAAACUAUGAGAUUCUUCCAUUUGGCUCAGGAAGGAGAUCAUGCCCUGGCAUGUCAUUAGCACUACAGAUGAUGCAUCUUACAUUGGCUACACUUUUGCAGAGUUUUGAAAUGUCUACUCCCUCUAAGGAACCCGUGGACAUGACUAUGAGCACUGGUUUGACAAAUGUAAAGGCAACCCCACUUGAGGUUCUUCUUCUUCCUCGCCUUAAAUUUUAACUCCAUGGAUGUAUUUCGCUACUGUAACUUUUUUUAAGUGAGUGGAGCUACGUGAAGCCUAGCUUUUUUUUUCCUUUUGUUU
Molecule: messenger RNA, 1645 nt
Organism: Neltuma alba
Lineage: Eukaryota; Viridiplantae; Streptophyta; Magnoliopsida; Fabales; Fabaceae
Product: cytochrome P450 CYP82D47-like
Exons: 2
Coding region: 1-1563 (520 amino acids)
Molecular function (GO): monooxygenase activity; heme binding; iron ion binding
Source: RefSeq, a predicted model, not a curated record